AUGCAGUUAUUACCGAUACUAAUAUGUGUGGGACUAGCUUCGAUAACCCACGCGAAAUUAUAUACUAGAUUCCCAAAACCGAAAGUAAAUUACUUACAGUUACAAAAUUCACAAAAUUAUGAGUUCAAGCCCCUACUGCCUGAGGAAAGGCGAAAACUACCAUUGUUUUCAAGGAAUCCUGUGAAGUUUGUAAUAUCACUGGAACCAACGAACAAAAUUUCAAAGCCAUACUUAGAAAGGAAAAAACCUUUGAUGAAAAAACUAAAUUUUCAAGAUAAAAAAGAAAUAUAUGCUGAUAAUGAAAAAAAUCAAUCAAAAGCCAAAAAACUUCUGAAUGAAAUCGAUGUAAUACAAACUCCAGUAGUAGAAGUUGACGUAAUCAAAGAAGUCAGCGUCGAAAUUAUAGAAGAUGAGCCGCCAGAAGACAGCGAAUUUCAAAAUGAUGACAGUGAAAAGCAAGACCAAUUUAGUGAUAUAAUUGAACCACAAGUUUCAAUAGACAAUAGCGAUAAAGAAAUUGUUGAGUUAGACGAAACUAUAUUGCCUCCAAAAACUGAACUUAAAACUAGUGUAGAAAAUGUAAAUGGUGAAGAAUCACCUGAUGUAGAAGAGACGCAUAUAAAUUUAAGUGACAACGAAAUAAAUGUAGCUAUUGAAAAGGUAAAUGUUAAUGACGAAGAAGAAAUCGAUUCCCAAAACUAUGCCAGUGAAGAAAAAAAUAAGCUAAGUGAUAGAUACCCAAAAGACGAUAGUGAUAAAAGAAAUAUUGUGAGGUUAGCGGAUAUUUUAUUGCCACCAAAAGCUGAAAUUAAAGCCAGUGUAGAAGACGAAAGUGGCGAACUAUUGCCAGAUGACGAAAGACCAAAAGAAAGUCAAUUCCAAAGUGAUGCCAGUGGAAAGCAAGAUGAACUAAGUGUAACAAUUGGAUCCGAAGUACCCAUAGACAUUAAUGAUACAGAAAAUUUUGUUCAAUUGGCAGAUAUUAUAUUACCACCAAAACCUGAAGUUGAAAGUAGUGCAGAUUAUAAUCGUGGUGAAAUUUUACCAGAUGUAAAAGAAACAAAAGAAGGCCCGUUUCAAACCGAUGCUAGUAAGAAGGAAGAUGAAUUAAUCGAUGUAAUGGAAUCUGAAGGCAAAACAGAUAAAAGUGAUGAAGAAAAUAUUGUCCAGUUGACAGAUAUCAUAUUGCCACCAAAAAGUGAACCUAAAGCUAGCAUAGAAAACAAAAAUAAAAAAGUUUUACUAGAUGUAACUGAAAUAAAUAAAAGCACGAUUGAGAACGAAGCAAAUGACGAAACCAAUAAAGCAAUUGAAGAGGAAAAUGUUAGCAAUGGAGAACCAGGGGACUUUGUUAUAACAGACAUUUAUGAGGAACCAGUGAUCUAUAGGAAAAAAAGGUAA
Spodoptera exigua (beet armyworm) is the source of this 1401-nucleotide messenger RNA. NCBI's taxonomy places the organism in Eukaryota, Metazoa, Arthropoda, Insecta, Lepidoptera, Noctuidae. The record is from the annotation of a GenBank genome assembly.